UGCUCUUUAAGGGCUAGACUGACCAAGGAGAUCUGUGUUCUGUACCGUGGAAUGCACCAGCUGGGAACUGUUCACUGCUGCGAUGAGACGUUAUAUGAAAGCCUUUGAGAGAGUAGAGAUCGCAGAGGUUCUGGAUCCUGAUAAAAGAUGACUGUCAGUGUGUAUGGAUUCAAGUAAUCCAUCCGGCAUGGUGUCUGGUAAUGACUAAAUGAAAGAUCACAUGAAAGGACUGAGGGCUCCUUCCAUGAAAAGAAGACUGGAAUGCAGCUUGAAGGUUUUUCUGUACUGUUCUCCAGUUACCAAGGAACUGUUGUUAACCAGCCCGAAGUACAGAUUCUGGGAAAAACGAAUUAUAGCAAUUGAAAUUGAAACUCCUACCCAGAUAGCUUUAGUUGACGAGGCAUCAGGUGAGAAGGAAGAGGUUGUUGUGACUCUCUUACCAGCUGGUCACUGCCCCGGAUCAGUUAUGUUUUUAUUUCAGGGCAGUAAUGGAACUGUCUUAUACACAGGAGACUUCAGACUGGCAAAAGGAGAAGCUUCCAGAAUGGAGCUUCUGCACUCUGGGGGCAGAGUAAAAGACAUCCAAAGUGUAUAUUUAGACACCACAUUCUGUGACCCAAGGUUUUAUCAAAUUCCAAGUCGUGAGGAGUGCUUGAGGGGAAUUUUGGAGCUGGUUCGGAGCUGGAUCACUAGGAGUCCACACCACGCUGUGUGGCUGAACUGUAAAGCAGCUUACGGCUAUGAGUAUUUGUUCACCAACCUGAGUGAGGAGCUGGGAGUCCAGGUUCAUGUGGACAAGAUGGAUAUGUUUAGAAACAUGCCUGAUAUCCUCCACCAUCUUACCACGGACCGAAACACCCAAAUCCAUGCCUGCCGCCACCCAAAGGCAGAAGAGUAUUUUCAAUGGAAUAAAUUACCCUGUGGGAUUACUUCCAAAAACAAAACUGUGCUCCAUACAAUUAGCAUCAAACCAUCCACCAUGUGGUUCGGAGAGAGAACCAGAAAAACCAAUGUGAUAGUGAGGACAGGAGAGAGCUCAUACAGAGCAUGCUUUUCUUUUCACUCCUCCUACAGUGAGAUUAAAGAUUUUUUGAGCUACAUCUGUCCAGUGAAUGCAUAUCCAAAUGUCAUUCCAGUAGGCCUCACCGUGGAUAAGGUCAUGGACGUUUUAAAGCCUCUGUGCCGAUCUUCCCGAAGUACCGAACCAAAGUACAAACCACUUGGAAAACUGAAGAGAACCAGAAUAAUCUAUGUAGACUCAGAGGAGGAAGAUGAUCUCUUUGAUGACCCUCUACCAGUACCAUUAAGGCACAAAGUUCCGUACCAGCUAACUCUUCAUCCUGAGGUAUUUUCAAUGAAGGCAUUGCCACAAGACCAGCCUGAACUGAGACAAAGUCCUGGGUGCUACAAAGCAGAUAUUAUGCAGAAGGUUUCUCUGGCCAACUUUAUAGACUGUGAAGAAUCUAACAGUGACACUGAAGAAGAGUUAGAAACCCCACCUUCACUGCAGGGAGGUCUGGGUCCUGUGAUAGUUCCCCAGCAAAAUGCUGAUGCAGACACACCACAGUGGGAAGUGUUCUUCAAAAGAAAAGAUGAUGUCACAGAUGAAUGUUUGGAAAAUUUACCUUCCUCUAUAGAGACGGGGGAAUCUCAGUCACCAAGGCUUCUCACUGACUCUGAUGGAGAAUCCACUCACAUCUCUUCCCAGAAUUCAUCUCAGUCAACACACAUAACAGAUCAAGGAAGUCAAGGCUGGGACAGCCAGGGUGAUACUGUUUUGUUAUCUUCCCAAGAGAGAAGUGCUGGGGAUAGCACAUCUUUGAACAGAGAUGCCUACACACCAAAAAGCAGAGAGAAUAUCUCCGCCUCUCAAAUGGAACAGAAUGCACAUGGUCCACAGGAUUCUUACUGUGAUUCGAAAAGCAGAGAUGAAGAAGUAAAUGGAGGUCCUCACAUUGGAGAACCAGAUACUGUGAGUGGCAAGAAAUCCCCACCUGAGGAGAAAACAUUACUAACCAGCACACAUGCGGAUUCACAGAGCUCCUCCGAUUUUGAAAUCCCCUCAACUCCAGAGGCUGAGCUUCCUAAACCAGAGCAUUUACGGUAUUUAUAUGGAAAACUGGCAACAGGUGAGAGUAUAGUUGUUGAAAAAAGAAAAUGCUCACUCUUAGAUAUUUAAGAAUUAAAACUAAUUCUAGCAAGGAUGUCCAAUCUUUUGAUGCUGCAACACAAUGUCAUACACAAAUUUCUGGGCAACACUCAUAGCUGUGGAUGUAUAUAGCCUGCAGGUUAGAUACACCUGUUAGCGCAACCACUAAAAAAACCUAAACAAAGUGAUACCUUGGUAUAAUAAUGGAUCAAAAUGGAAUACUAAAGUAUGCUCAAAUGACAGGGUUAAAACCAGUGUUGCGUGAGAUUGUAGAACUAAAUCUAAACACACUAAUCCUCAUAAUAAUAAAUGCAAAUGAUGUAAAGAGAUUCAUAAAAAACACAAACUCAGGGAAAAACAUAAGUCAACUAUGCUGUUUACAGAAAGUGCAAUCGAAGUGAUGUAAAGUUAAAAGUAAAAGGACAAUAUAAAAUAUAAAAAUGUUCAAAAAAGCCAGAGAGACUAUAGUAAGAGCAGAUACUAUCCUAGACAAAAUGUCUAACUCACCAAGACAAUGGAAUGGUAGAGCUCUUGUCUAGCAUGUAUGAAGUCCUAGGUUCAAUCACCAGUACUGCUCUCCAGAAAAGACCAGAUAAUACAGAAAUACAAAUGUUUUAACAUGCUUCUCUUAGAGGAAAUGGUAUAUAUACAAAAAAACAGUAUACAAAAUACAAAAACUGACCACCACCAGAUAACUAGAUCUGAUAAACUUUUACUUCACAGCAGAAUACAUCUCUUCAAGUAUAUGCAGACCAUUCCACCAAGAUACACUGACAAGCAGUCUAGAAGAAAAGGCGGCCCUAUUAAAGUAAACUGAUAGCAUGGAGGAAGAACAAGACCAAAAAACUAUUAUAUCAUAUAAUGGCCUGGGGGCAGGGCUGGAGAGAUGCUCAGGAAAACACUUGCUAUUUUGUAGAGGAUCCAGGUUUGAUUUCCAACACCUACAUGGUGGCUCAAAAUUGUCUGUAACUCUAUUCUGGAGGAUCCAGGCACACCUGUGGUGUGUGUACAUAUGUGUGUACAUACAGGCAGGCAAAAACACGCAUAAAAUAAAAAUCUUACAAAUCACCAGUGGGCUAGGCAAGGCUGUGUUCUAACUGUUCUGGAGGCUGAGACAGGAGUGACUUAAGUUGGAGGUCAAGCCUGGGCAACUUAGCAAGAAUUGUUUUAGUAAAUACAAAGGUCACCAAUACAAUGAUACAACUGAAACUACAACAAUUACAAUGUAAAGGAAAAUACUUAGAAUGGCUAACAUAUAUAUGCUCUGUGAAUUGUGAAAUUGCCUUAAAGUACAAUGCUUUUGUAUUGAUGUAUAUGAAUUUAAUAAAUCUUUAUAAACAUCUUCAUAAGCACUUUACUAUGCUGACAUUUUACAAGUCAAGGAAAAAGAUAUAUAUAGACACACCACGUAAAGUAAGUGUAAAUGGAGUCUCAUAGUGUGCACAUUAAACUGAAUGUCACAGAUCAUCACUGUGCUACCUGACAAUCAGAUCAGGAAUGACUAUACCCAACCUAGCGGGUAUAUGACUUAGAACAUAUGUAUAUAUUACUCUAUGCAUUUGAAUAUAUUCACUAAUACCCAAAACUUUAUUUUUGUUUUGUUUUUUAACUGAGCCAUAAUCUCAGCCCAAGAUUUGGGCUGAUCCAAAGUAAGCAUUCAAAACAUGCCCACAAACAUUGUUCUGAAUGUAUCUCUAAUAUUUUAUAACUGUAAUGUUCAUGUUUUAGGUCUUAAGUCUGGUACAAACACUGGCUGAAGGAAUUAGAUAGCUAAGAUCAAUCUACAUGAUCAGUUUUUACAGCUUAUGUUUUGAAUACAGAAUAAUAGGAAACAUUUAUAUAUGGCAUUUAUUCUGUGAUAAAACCACUUUAUAAAGCUUUAAUCUGUGAAGCCACACUUUGAGGUAGACAUGAGCCUAAGGCACACAGAUUAUUUCACAAAGCUAGUAAGCAGCAAAGCCAGGACUCAAACACUAGCCACGGCGGCUUCCAGUGCCCAUGCUCUUGAGCACUAUAUGAUGCUAUAUGAUGAAACCCCAUUACAAACAGCAUCAAAACAGAAUUGUAGUGAUGACUUCAUUUUUCAAAGGUUAUGUAUUAUCAAAGGUUAUAGAGUUUUAAAAUGCUAAGAUGCAUCAAAAAAUCUAGUGGCUAGCCACAUUGACUUUAGCGAAGAGUCAAAUAUGCAAAAUACAUGAUCACAGUUAGCUUCAGCUGUCAACUUGAGAAACCUGGGGUCACCUAGGAAGAGGGAACCUCAAUUAAGGAACUGUGUUCAUCAAAUUGGCCUGUGGCAUGUGAAGGAUUUUCUUAACGGCUAACUGUGGGCAGUCCCAUCCCUAGGCUGAUGUGCCUGGGCUGUGUAAGAAAGCUAGCUGAGUAUGAGUCUGGGAGAAGCCAGUGAGCAGAGUUCAGUCUCUGCUCCUGCUUAAGUUCCUGUCAGGACUAUUUCCAAGUUCCUGCUGCUGAAGCCACUAUACACUCAGGACAUAUGAUUUGAAGGAACCAAGCUGGAGCUGAACUGAUGACCUUUAUCACAGCCACAAAGUGUGUCUACAUACACACAUCUAUUUUUAGAUAAAUAGCUAUCACAAGGUGAAGGUAUAAAAGGAUUACAGCAGGAAGACAGUGGAGGAAUGGUGGGGGCAAGAAGGUAAUGGAACAGUGAAUAGAAGCACAGUACAUUACACGUGUGGAACUUAGAAUUAAACUUCUGUGUACUUGUUUUGUCUUUUUUUAAAGGUAAAAAUCUUAAACUGGGCAUGGUGGCACAUGCCUGUAAUCUCAGCACUAGGAGGUAGAGGAAGGCAAUAAUCUCCAGCUACACAGAAAAUUCAGGGCUAGCCUGAGCCACACGAUACACUACCUCAAGACCUACCCCCAACCCACAAAAUCAGGACCCAUUAAAUUUCUAUUAGUAAGGACAAAACAAAGCCACAUAUUUAUUAAACAUAAUCUUUUCCCCUUUGUCCUCUCUUUUCUUUUAACCUGAAUGUAAAUAAGACCAAAUAUCUAGGCAAUCAAAACACUGAUUUUUUUUUUUUUAAUCUGAUCUUUAAACCUGAGAAUACUUCAAAGUGAGUUUGGCCAUCGGGGAGAAGAAAACCACACCUAGAAUGCUUUUAAGAUU
This is a messenger RNA of Myodes glareolus (Bank vole), 5279 nucleotides long. RefSeq names its product DNA cross-link repair 1C (gene Dclre1c). Gene Ontology annotation, molecular function: damaged DNA binding; 5'-3' DNA exonuclease activity. Lineage: Eukaryota; Metazoa; Chordata; Mammalia; Rodentia; Cricetidae. The record is from RefSeq and is a predicted model, not a curated record. Gene Ontology annotation, biological process: telomere maintenance; interstrand cross-link repair; double-strand break repair via nonhomologous end joining.